This is a messenger RNA of Ipomoea nil (Japanese morning glory), 1557 nucleotides long. RefSeq lists its product as uncharacterized. The transcript is spliced from 3 exons. The record is from RefSeq and is a predicted model, not a curated record. Lineage: Eukaryota; Viridiplantae; Streptophyta; Magnoliopsida; Solanales; Convolvulaceae. The coding region runs from base 125 to 799 and encodes 224 amino acids.
AGAGAGCUUACCAGUAACCCAUCUCUCCUUCUCCGUCUUCCUUUCUUCCUUUCACCAAAAAAAAAAAACCUUCUGUUAACUCACUCACUCACUCUCCGCCGUAGAUACAUACAUAGAGUGUUGUAUGAACAUAGGUUUUUACGCUACAAUGGCAAGUGCGCCGGAGAGGCCGCAACCACUCCACAAUUUCUUUUUAUCGCAGUUGAGGUGGGGCCACAACUCCACCGCCAACCACCGCUUCCGCCGCCGCGACUCCAACCGCCACCGUUCUGUCUCCGACGGAGGUUCCGACUCCGACCUCCCUCCUCCGGCCGGAUCACAGCCCCGCUUCUCGCCCGAAAAGGAACGCCCACCGACACCGCGCGAAGAGGAAUCCCAGCGGGCGGAGCGAAACGGCGGCGUGGUGAUCCCGGAGGAAGGAGAGACCAGGACGUGGAAUCUGAGGCCGAGGAAGGCGAGCGUAACGAGGAGCGGUGAAAUGGCGGAGGUUGAGAAGAGCCAUAGCCAUAGCCAUAUGCCCAAGUCCCAGCGGCUGAGAGGGAUUGUUGAAGGAGUGGCGCAAGGGCAAGGGCAAGGGCAAGGGCAUCAAUGGGUGGAGAAGAAGCGGAAGCUAUGGAUCUCCCUGUCCAAGGAGGAGAUUGAGGAAGACGUGUAUUCCUUGACUGGGUCGAGACCUGCUCGCCGGCCCAAGAAACGGCCCAGAAACGUGCAGAAGCUAGUCAAUAAUGUUCUCCCUGGAUUAUAUUUGGCAGGACUCUCAGUUGACUCCUAUCGAGCUCACGAAUCGCAGACUAUGUAGAUUCCCCAUGGAAAGUAAUGUAGCUGAAUUCUUGAUUAUCUUGCAAAGAUGAUAUCCCUGCCUACUCGGUGACCACGUAGACUCUGCUAAAUGGAAUGCAGGCAUUGCCUCCUUUUUUGUUGCUAAAAUUUUGCUUGCAGAUGUUUAUAUCCAUCCUUAAGAAAUUUAUGAAGAUAGGAGAGCUUUACAGUUUGCUCUAAUGGUGCCUCAUUUGGAGGUAUAAACAUAUAUACUUAGUUAGCCUCAAGGGAAAGGAAUGUUACCUUAUUAUCUUAAGUGCAUCAACAGUUGUUUCUCUUUAGUUCCUUUCUCAUCUCGGAGUGUCACUACAUUGGUAGUUUUUGUAGUUGGUGGAUGCUUAAGAUAUGGAAUAUGGAAUAGAAUUCGGCUACUUCAAUUGAAGCCAUGGUUUUAAUUUCAUGAAUUUGAUCACUCUUAACAGUUAACGCCCCCCCACCCCCCUCGCCCUCAAUGCAGGGCUGGGAGGGACUGUAUUGAGUUCACCGGAGGUCCUGUCUUAGCAGGAGGUGUCGUGACCUAAAAUUCUUUGUUCUUUGUUCUUCCCAUAUAUACCAACUCCCUGGAUAUGAUGCAACUCUGUGGUUCUGUGAAUUGGUAAGGCAAAUAUAAGCAGGGAAAUGCUUAAAUGCUUUGGCUUAGAACAACCACACUUCUCUGGGAUUGCCUCAUAGUUGGGUUGUUUGUUUGUUAUAUUUAUUCUGGAAACAGAUGCUUAUAUAAAAUCAAAAUUUUGUUCA